AUGACGGGGCCUUUAGGAGGCGGGCACCAUAGCAAUACGGCAACCGCCCAACCUUCGUCGACUCAGUCAAUCGAAGGAAAUGAGCAGGAAGGUAGCAUAGACAAUGACUGUCCAUUACAACCAGAGAAAUUACCCGGCUCUGAUAAUAAUGAGAAAGGGGGUUUUUUCUCAUCACCUUGGACCCCGAGACGGAUUGCAUUUUUUAGCAUUCUCGGAUUCUUAGGCCUGGCUAUUAUUGCGCUGGUGAUUGCUCUCCCUAUUGUUCUCACAAGACACCACCGCAAGCAUGCCUUCGUUCCAACAGGAACAACCCACGAAGACCCAAGCUAUCAUAUCGAAGAAAACCAUCCUGUUUGGGCCGUGCACGACUUCCCUGAUCCAGGUUUGAUCCAACACAAUGGCACAUGGUAUGCCUUUGGUACAAACCCCAAGAAGAAUGAUCCGGACACAAUACAUGUGCCGGUAGCCACAUCAACCAACUUUGUCAAUUGGACGCUACAUGAGGAUUACGAUGCGAUGCCGACGAUGGGCAAAUGGCAGAAGAAGGUCAACACCUGGGCACCAGAUCUAAUUCAACGAAAUGACGGAAAAUUCGUUCUUUAUUACGCCGGGGAGUCGAAGAACUUCACACCACACCAUUGCAUUGGAGCAGCAGUCUCCGAAGCAACAGAUCCCAUGGGUCCAUACACACCUCUCAAUGAAUCACUGGCUUGCCCACAUAAGUACGGCGGCGCCAUCGACCCCUCGCCCUUCAAAGACAAGGACGGCAAACUAUACAUCGUCUACAAAGGUGAUGGCAACAGUGUUGGCUCCGGCGGCUACUGUGGGAACAGCAAGAAACCUCGAAAGCCUGUUCCGAUAUUCCUUCAAGAGUUGCAAAGUGAUGGCAUUACCACAACUGGCGACGCGGUGAUUGUUCUUGAUAUCAAUGACACAGAUGGCCCGCUGGUCGAAGCACCCAACCUCAUCCAUAUUAACGGCACAUAUUUCCUCUUUUUCUCCUCGCAUUGCUUUACAUCUCUGGGGUACAAUGUAAAAUACGCCCAUUCAAGGUCGAUUAAGGGUCCUUAUAAGAGGGCUGUUCGGCCGUUACUGCAGACUGAAGACUGGGGUCUUGAGGCUCCUGGGGGUGCUACCAUAUCACCGGAUGGAACUAGGAUGGUUUUUCAUGCAAACUGUGGAGGCUGGAGAUGCAUGUAUGCUGCUGCUGUUGAUAUUCUUACUAAGAAUGACACUGUCGUUAUGUCUUCUUUGACAUUCGAGGUUUUUGAGUCGAGUAACUCGACUAAUGCGACGAGCACCUCGGCGAAAACUUGA
Penicillium angulare is the source of this 1317-nucleotide messenger RNA. RefSeq names its product glycoside hydrolase family 43 protein. The coding region runs from base 1 to 1317 and encodes 438 amino acids. Lineage: Eukaryota; Fungi; Ascomycota; Eurotiomycetes; Eurotiales; Aspergillaceae. The transcript has 2 exons. Gene Ontology annotation, biological process: carbohydrate metabolic process. The record is from RefSeq and is a predicted model, not a curated record. Gene Ontology annotation, molecular function: hydrolase activity, hydrolyzing O-glycosyl compounds.